Corvus hawaiiensis (hawaiian crow) is the source of this 846-nucleotide messenger RNA. Its product is annotated as peptidyl-prolyl cis-trans isomerase FKBP8-like. The transcript is spliced from 4 exons. NCBI's taxonomy places the organism in Eukaryota, Metazoa, Chordata, Aves, Passeriformes, Corvidae. Gene Ontology annotation, molecular function: peptidyl-prolyl cis-trans isomerase activity. Bases 190 to 756 code for a protein of 188 amino acids. The record is from RefSeq and is a predicted model, not a curated record.
AACGGCGCGGCGGCAUGCGCUCCGCGGCGUCCCCGGCCCGGGCGACCCCCGGCAGUCGCGGCGCGGCGGGACCGGUGGCGACACGCUCGGUGCGGGCUGGGGGCCGUGGGCACCCGCCGACGAGCCCCGGGUGGGCCCGGACCGAGGCUAGCAGGUAGCGGCGGGCGGCGAGGAGGGCCGGGGGCGGACAUGCCGGGCCCGUCGCCCGGCGGGUCCCCGGAGAGGGAGACAGGGGCCGGCGGGCGGCCGCGGGGACCCGGCCGAGACCGGCGGGUGCGGUUUCGGCUGCCUCACACCGCCAUCGCGGUGCCGUCGGUGCGCGAGGAGGAGCGGCUCUUCUACCGGCGGCUGGAGGCACUGGCGGUGCCGGGGCCCGGCGGCUUCGGGCCGCUCUUCGCUUCCGACGGUUGGAGCGACUUGACGGAGGACGGGCUGCUGCGGAAGCGCGUGGUGCGGGCCGGGCCGGGCGGGCCGCGGCCGUUGCCGGGCCAGGAGGUGUCGGUGAAGGUGCUGGGCGCUCUGGAGGACGGCGGGCUGGUGGAGCGGGACCCGCGGCUCAUCUUCGUGCCGGGUCACGGGGACGUCGUACAGGCACUGGAGCUGGGCGUUCCCACCAUGCAGCCCGGGGAGGUUUCCUUCUUCCUCGCCGCUUUCCCCUACGCCUACGGCCGCCCGGGCAGCUCCGCCCGGGCCCGAGGAGGAAGAGGAGCUGCGGGAGCAGCGCGUGAAGUGCCUCAACAACUGCGCGGCCGCUGAGCUGAAGCUGGGGCGGGCGGAGGAGGCGCUGGUGGCCUGCGAGGCGGCCCUGCGGAUCAGCCCCGACAACGGUCGGGCGUUACUCCGGCG